This is a messenger RNA of Lethenteron reissneri (Far Eastern brook lamprey), 5902 nucleotides long. RefSeq names its product platelet-derived growth factor receptor alpha-like. Gene Ontology annotation, molecular function: platelet-derived growth factor beta-receptor activity; platelet-derived growth factor binding; ATP binding. The record is from RefSeq and is a predicted model, not a curated record. Lineage: Eukaryota; Metazoa; Chordata; Hyperoartia; Petromyzontiformes; Petromyzontidae. Gene Ontology annotation, biological process: protein phosphorylation; positive regulation of kinase activity; multicellular organism development. Gene Ontology annotation, cellular component: plasma membrane; signaling receptor complex.
GCUUGCGCCUCGGACCCGCGCGCGACGAAUCCCUCGACUGCUCUUCAAUUCCCUCCACGUUUUGGGGGGGAAAUCCAGCGUCACUCUUUACUUUGGAUUUCAUCGUGACCAUGAUGUUCGGCCUACAUAUAUUGCUGGCCUCCAUUAUUCUGGGCUGCUGCUGCUGUGCUCUGGAUCUUCCACGCGUGAGCCCCAACGCGAGCGAGGUGACUGUGGAGGUCGGGCAGAGGCUGGCCGUGAGGUGUGAGGCCUCGGCCCGCGUGGUUUGGGUCGAUCCUCAAAACGCCGCCGUCUCAACGCCGCCCGCAACCACAGCCACGGCGCAGACGGAAGCCAUACCUGAAUUCGGCUUGUUUUCAACUUGGCUACGAAUUGAGAAUGCGACGCUGCAACACAAUGGUGUGUACACGUGUCAGUACCAUCACGAAGACAUGAGUAGAUACGACGAAGCUGACGCCACUGAUGGGACAGAGGCACGAGGUGCCACUGUGAGAGUUUAUGUGCAAGACGGGCGCUCGCUGUUCGUGCCCUCGCGGAGUGAGCACGCGCAGGUGGUGAUCGUGCACGCGGGGGACGUGGCGACUCUCCCGUGCCUCGUCACCUCGCCACGCACGGCGGUGUCGCUCCGUCACGACGCCGCCCCAGCAGCCGCCGCGCCUGGCAGCGGCAGCAGCAGCAGCAUGCCGCCUCGACUGUCCGCAACCACGCACAGAAACAACGUCGCAGUGGGAGAAAGUGUCACCCGCCAGAUGCAACGUAGCGCCCAAACGCCGCAACACCAAAUUGCCACAAACCAAAGUGCGCACUCCUCAAACACCCCCAGCAAUGCACUUCAAAAGCAGCCGCUCCCCAUCGUGAACCCUGCUGAUUACAUCCAAAAGCUCGAAGACAAAAUUAAUGGCAAAGCCGGAGUGCCUCCUUCCAAUGCUAUGGCGAGCACAGGGCCGUCUUCGAAUGUCACAACCGUCCACUCCACCGAAUCCGGCGGAGUGUCGUUCGCUGCCGCGGUGCCGAGUGCGGGAACCCCCCGGGCAGCGUGGUACGUGCCCGGCGUGGGCCUGCAGGCGAACCUGCUGCCCGGGCGCUACCGCUGCGUCGCACGUCUGGAGGGACGCACGCAGGAGUCGGAAGAGUACCACGUGAUGGUGCUCGCAGUCUCACAGCUCCAUCCCGUGGUGGACUCGCCACGUGCCGUGGUGCGGCGUGGCGACACGAUCACGCUCACGUGCACCGUGACGGGCAACGACAUCGUCACGUUCACCUGGAGACACCCUCGCAAGCCGGUUGAUGGGGACACGUCGCACACGAGCGUGCACGAGCGGCGCAUUCCUGGCGGCGGCAUGCAGAUCGUGCACACGCUGACCGUGCCGCUGGCCGACGAGCGCGACACCGGCGUGUACACGUGCACGACCGAGAAUUCGUACGGACAGGCGAACGAGAGCACUCACAUCACCGUGUUGGACAAGGGGUUUGUCCGCGUGCGGCCUCACAUCGGCCCCGACGAGUCUGCAAUGCUCCUGAGUUCGCCCCUCUACGAGGUGGACAUCUUCGCAUUUCCACCUCCUCUCUCUGUCUUCUGGACAAAAGACGGCAGACGCUUGUUUGACAAGAACAAACACCGCCAUCGCCCAAACGAUCAGGCUCAGUUCGCUCGUCACCACCAGGAAGGAAAGCAACCGACCGAAGGUAGCGGACCGGACCACAAGCGCCGCAAGCAGACGGGUGACAGCAAGACGAACGAUAACCUCAUAACGAGCAGUCGGACCGACCCCAGCCGGAGCGAUGCUCAGAAAAUGAUGGACGCUCGAUUCGGGAGGCGCUUGGAGAACGACAGGCAGACUGCUGCGAGUGAGCAGACUGGCGGAGGUCCGUUCCGUCGCGAUCGAGCAAGUGAGCCUGCGGACAAAGCUGCGCCUGACAGCCAACAAGACGACAAGAAGGGGUUGCGCUCCGACGAUCAUGGAGACAGCCACGCACACAUUGGCUUUGAAGCUGUAGAUCCACGGAAUAACCAUUACCGCGGCUGGCUGGGCCUCAGCCGCGUGGCGCUAAGCGAUGAAGGCCUCUACUCGAUCGUGGUGGAGAACAGCGAUGGCAAUGCCAGCUACAGCUUCUACCUGUCCAUCAAUGUGCCAGCAGCCAUCACGAAGCUGUCGGACAACCCGGAGCAGGGCGACAAUGGCUGGAGCGGGGCGCACCGCGUGGUGUGCGUGGCGCGUGGCUCUCCCAAACCACGCCUCGAGUGGUUCGCCUGCAGCCAGCAGCACAGUUGCACAGAAACAAUUCAUUGGACCUUGAUCUACGUCAGCAAUGCCACAGCUCCUGCAGGGCUAGGCUCAGGCCUGCCAGCUGACGCUAAUUCAAGCCGCAGAGCCAAUCCAGCUGCUGGCUUCGACUACAGCAACGUGAACCCAGACAAAGAGGGUAUAUCUGUGCAGGAGUGGGCCGAUCCCAGCAAGGGGAUCAGCAGCAGCACAAUCACCUUCGAUCCCGCGACAUUGGUGACCCCAACCGCUGUGCGCUGCGUGGCCACAAACCCCUUCCAAACUGAUGAGCAGAUCCUGUCCCUACUGAACACGGACUCCAAGGUGGGGCUCACAGUGCUGUCGGUGGUGCUGUUCCUCCUCGUCCUUUCCAUUGCCCUUCUCGUCGUUGCCAUCGUCAUUUGUAAUAGGAAACCACGUUACGAGGUGCGGUGGAAAGUGAUCGAGUCGGUGAGCCCAGACGGGUGCGAGUACACGUACGUGGACCCGAUGCAACUCCUGUAUGACCGACGCUGGGAAGUUCCCCGAAGCACUCUGAAAUUUGGUCGGGUCCUGGGUUGUGGCGCAUUUGGUAAAGUGGUUGAGGCAAGCAUACAGGGCACGGAAACUCCGUGCGUGGCUGUCAAAAUGCUUAAAGCCAACUCGUCCAUGAGUGAAAGGAGAGCGCUGAUGUCUGAGCUGAAGAUCAUGAGCCACCUGGGCGCACAUCUCAACAUCGUCAACCUGUUGGGGGCCUGCACUGUGGGAGGUCCUGUCUACAUAAUUACCGAGUUCUGUUGCCACGGUGAUCUGGUGAACUUCCUGCACAGGAACAAGUAUGCGUACCUUCACUGGCUAAAGGAUGCUCAGCAAUCGCUCAAGAGGCCUGCAGCAAGCUCUACAUGUGCUGAGAGCAUGUAUAUGGAUAUGAGGCCGGGAGAUGAUGACAAUUACGUGCGUUCUGAAGCACGUGUAGAUCGCGUUCUAUACACAGUGGUGGAUGGGGUCUAUUAUAUGGAUACCCAAAGAGAUGACGAACCAUUCUAUGCCUGCUGUGAACUUGAUGGCGCGUCGCCCCUCACGUCGACAGACCUCCUGAGCUGUGCCUACCAGGUGGCACAGGGCAUGGCGUUCCUUGCCUCCAAAAAUUGCGUACACAGAGACCUGGCUGCCCGUAACGUGCUGCUCGCAAACCACCGAGUGGUCAAAAUUUGUGACUUUGGACUGGCGAGAGAUCUGGAGAAAGACACCAAUUACAUAUCCAGGGGCAAUACGUUCCUGCCGGUGAAGUGGAUGGCCCCAGAGAGUAUAUUUGACAACGUGUACACAACACUCAGCGACGUGUGGUCCUACGGUGUGCUGUUGUGGGAAAUAUUCUCGCUCGGAGGCAGUCCUUACCCUGGAAUGGCAAUUGAUGCACACUUUUAUGGGCAGCUGAAAGCUGGACUUCAUAUGGACAAACCAGAACAUGCGACGGAAGACCUGUUUGAAAUAAUGAAGGCUUGCUGGGCACUCAGGGCAUCCCAAAGACCCACAUUCUCCCAGCUCGUGAAAACAGUGGGAAAGCUUCUACCACCGACAUACUUACAGGCAUACGAUCAAACGAGCGAGCAGUUUUGUGAUAGACGCAACAAGAUACACAACAGUGUGCACACAAAUGUGCGCGUGGAUGUGAGCAGCACGGCAGAUCCAGAGGACAAAACUGAGUCAGACAGGGAAGGUGGCUUGUUCUACCUUCAACUCAAAACGGAAGAUGUACAGCCCGAGUGGGAAACCAGUUUCUUGUGAUCGACUCAGCUGAGGUUGGCAUCCAUUACAGGGGCACAGCACCCGGCAGUCCACUGGGUUCCCUGCUGCUGCUGCUCCAGAGCACAGCAUUUCUCUCCACGUGUUCACACAUUUAUCCCCAUGUGCAGCUGAAGAUGCAGUACCCUGGUGUUGCUGGCUGGCCCCUUUUCGAACACAAGUCGAGCACAGUACUCUUGCUACCCCCAUUCCUUGAUUAUAUUUAAUUCGCUUCACGGUAUUUUGCCUGUGUUAUCACCUUUUUAUGGAAUAUUUUCAACACUUAUGUUAUUGCAUGUCCCACUGUUUAUAUUUUGUAUCCUCAAGAUUAAAAGAUGCACCCCCCCCCCCCCCAUCCUGUAUUUUAAAGCAGAGUAUAUUUCCAGAGUGUCUUAAAAUCUGGCAAUUGCAAUAGUAUUGCGAUGAAGACUACGUAUUAAGCGCCUCAUAUCGAACAUAGUCGUUAUAACUUGAUAUUUAGAACCUGUUAAACUUGCAUUACUUGAACGACGUAUAUUAAUCAGUGAAGAUUCCACUUGUUACUAAAGGUUUACACAUUUUCUCACGUGUUUUAUACUCAGAUGCGUAAAUAUGGAUACGUUACUGAACAUUCCAAUUUCAGUGACUACAAAGACGUUUUUAAUGGUUUCAUUGCGUAGUCCUAGUUAUGAACACUUACAAUUUCAGUAUUACUGUACUGUAUAGUACCUUAUAUGAAUACGUAACAAUAUACACAUUACAAAAAUGACAUUACGAAUAAACGUUUAAAUAUUUCAUGAUAUACUGUAAUAGACCACUCUUUGCAAUUGUUUUAUGUAGAAUUUUCCAAUUUAAAUAUUCAAGUUAAUGUUGCACAGCAGGUCCAUUUUCUUGAAUUGUGUCUCAUGCUGUUUUAUAGGUACAGAAUAAAGAGUAACCCGAGGCACUUGACACCCUAAAUUAAAAAUAGGUUGUCCUACUUAUGCAGUCUGUAAGGAAUUGCGAUGUAACCCCGAGUGACAUGAUCGAGCAUCGCACUUAGUUGCAGUUUAGCGAGCGCUAUGACUGUCAAAUAUUGUGAUAAUUUAUUGUGUGCUCUGUAAUACCACAAUCCCACAGGUAAAAGCACCUCGAAUACAUUACUGUAUUAAUAUGACAACAGUGCUCGAAGCAAUACCUGUAACAAUACCUGUAACAAUAUAUCCCCCACAGAAAUCAAGUUGUUACGAUCCGAGAUCAUGAUUCAAAUUAAGAAAAUUUGAUUUUUGCAUCCUUUGUACCAUCUCGUUUGCAUUGUUUCUUGCUCUGCAUUUUUGUACUUUUGUUUGCUAAAAUACACAAACCAUUUGCAUAUGGUUUGUGUAUUUCAUAAAUGAUCGAUUCUUAAAUGCACGCUUUAAUUCAUCCACCAUGAACGCGAGGAUCGCCUUUAAUCGGUGACUGAAUGUAUCAUCAACAAGUCUCCCGUGUGUGCUAUAACAAUCGUGGCCCCAUGCCUUGCUCGCUCGCUCGGCUAAACCUUGCCUCUGCUGAACUGCAUUGGUCUAACCCAAUAUCCCCGCAGGCAUAGGUUGUGUCUAACUAACUACACGGAGACGUAUAUAUGGAGGCAACGCGGUUAUUACAACAGACUCAACGGACAGCGACUGUAAUACGAAGGGGUACGGCCCCUUCAACCCGAUAGCCUAAGGGAGGUACAGUAUCCCUUCUCGUGUGUCCUACACACUACCCCGGGCUACUCUACACCCAGGUCUCUGGCCACGGCCGCUAAGGGAGGCGAGACCGACCCGACCCAGGGUCCCACCACCGGUCCGCUACAACCCGGCUCUGACAAGAGCCUCGGGGAGGGUCCCAGGGUGCUGCUCCAGUCUUCAGAUCUUCGGACGGCUUCAGGC